Moneuplotes crassus is the source of this 1884-nucleotide messenger RNA. Lineage: Eukaryota; Ciliophora; Spirotrichea; Euplotida; Euplotidae. The record is from the annotation of a GenBank genome assembly.
UGGAAUCAGUCUAUUCAAACAUGCCUGUUCUGAAAAGGCAUAAACAGCUAAAAAAGAGUGUUGACUAUCAGUCUUCAUCACUAGACUCAAGAAAUAAAACACCUAUUUUAAACACCGAAACUUCUGGGAAAAUUCACUUGAGCAGCAAAUAAGAACUCAUUGAACAAAGCUAAGAAAGCAAAGAUAAGUAGAAACAAUCGGCAUUUACGAAAUUUAAGUAAUCAGAUCAAGACUAAUAAAGACAGCAAAUUUCUCCCAUAUUCAUCCUCCAGCAACCAAAUUCCAAAUAUUCCAAAAUCAAAAUAGCAGAAAGUACUCCUUCGGAAAAGGAGAGGCAUCCAGAUACCUCUAAACCUCAACAGAAGAUCAGUGCAAAUAAAUAACGGAGGAUCACUUGAAACGAUUUCAAAUAAUAAAAAUGUUGACCGUAUCCCUCUACUCAACCCAAUGUCUGAAAAGUCAAGGAGCAAAAUUAAAAACAAGCUUAGACCCUUCUUCCGCAGGAACAGACAUGAAACUAUCACUCUCGAUAUGAAAAAUAAGCCUCUAGGAGUUAAAGCCAAAACGCCUGCGAGUAACCGAAGACUUUUUGAACAAAAAGAUGCUAAGAAAUUCCUCAAAAAUCUUAAGAACAGAAGCAGACAGCUCCACAAAGGAAGUCUUAUUCAUAUGGAGAAUCAGCAGUCCCAAGCAAAAUCGAUAUCAGCCUUAUCGGUCUCUAAAACACUGACAAGGAAUACAUUUAAUCCUGAGGCUCAGGCAUCAAAUCUGAAGUAUAAGCCUAGAGCAAAAUCAGAUUGCAGGUAUUCUAUACCUCAGAAGGUAGUGCCCUUACAGAACCAGGUUGCGAAGUACUCGUAUGCUACCAAGAAAGGUAUCAGUAUGAAGAAAAAUAUCCCUCCAAAAUCCAGUGAGAACCAGGACUCAUAUAUCGCAUCAGCUAGACUCUUCGAUUGUAAUUACAUGCACUUCUUUGCAGUCUGAGAUGGCCAUGGAGCUAAUGGCGAUAAGGCCAGCGGCUUUUUGAAGAAUAAACUCCCAGAGGAAUUAAAAUAAGGAACUAAAAUCAGACCCAAUACCCAAAAAUGAGGCAAUGAAAGGUCAAGAUUUGACCCAACUUACUGAGCAAGGAAAGUAUCCUCAGAGCCAAGAUGUGUACAAUGCAAUAGUCAAUUCUUUCCUUGAAAGUAACGGACAGCUUAUUAACCAAGAAUUUGACACCAAAUUCUCAGGAAGUACCUGAUGAUCAUUACUCAUCAUUGGUAAAAGAAUAUACUGAGGAAACGUAGGAGACAGCAGAUGUAUCUUGAUUAGAAUUCCCAAUUUAAAAGACCAAGCGACCCAUAAAGAGCAGAACCCGUAUUCUAACUCAAAUAGCAUGGAAGAAUCGGGAGAGGAGGUUAAAGAGCUCCAGAUCACAGUUCUUGAGCUCAGUAGAGAUCACAAACCAGAAAAUAAAGAUGAAAAGGAACGAAUAGAAUCUAAUGGAGGAGAAAUCCAACCAUAUCUCAAUGAUAAAGGCAAGCAAGUAGGUCCAAUGAGAGUGUGGGUAAAAUAGCCAGAAUUUCCCAGGAUUAGCUAUGUCAAGAUCUUUCGGAGAUCAAGUCGCUUCCUAUGUGGGGGUCUCUGUAUAUCCUGAGAUUAAGGAAACAACACUCACUCCUGAUGAUGCCUAUGUAAUCAUAGCAAGUGACGGUGUCUGGGAGUUCAUGGAAAAUAGAGAAGUAGCAGAAAUUGUAUAUGAGUAUUAUGCACAAGGGAAUGCAGAAAGAGCUGCUGAAGAAAUUGUUAGAGAGGCAUUCAACCGAUGGAAAAAAAACGAAGUCAUCAUUGAUGAUAUCACCUGAAUAAUUCUUUUCCUUGAUGUUAAAAAUUAAAAUCAAG